Molecule: messenger RNA, 246 nt
Organism: Protopolystoma xenopodis
Lineage: Eukaryota; Metazoa; Platyhelminthes; Monogenea; Polystomatidea; Polystomatidae
Source: the annotation of a GenBank genome assembly
AUGUUUAAGCUUGUUCUUCGAGGCGUCGAUCUACAGGCUCGCGAUUUUGCCGGUCGAACUGCCCUUCUGCUGGCGGCUGAGGCGAAGACACCAACUCCUGUCGGCCGAAAUGACUUCGCUGAUGAGUCGGCCGAGAUUGGGUUCUGCCUCCAGCUCUCGGACUCCAGCCAACCCGACGGAUUCAUCAGACAGGCCACUCGGCCACCCUCGAAGCAGGUGAGACCUGCCGGAAUCGGUUUCAGUUGA